ACUGAAUCCAUCAACACAUUCAUACACUUCUCCAUACAACACAAGUAAACUAGAAUUUCCCAAACAAAAUCAAACCAAAAAACAUAAAAAAACCAAUUAUGGGUUACAAAAUCAACUACAUUUUGCUUGCAUCCUUGGCCUUGGCAAUGGUCAUCGGCCUCUCUGAGGGGUUCGAUUUCCAUGAGAAGGAAAUAGAGUCCGAAGAUAGUUUAUGGGACUUAUACGAGAGAUGGCGUAGCCACCAUACAGUAUCGAGGAGCCUCGAUGACAAACAGAAGAAGUUCAAUGUGUUUAAGGCGAAUGUAAAGCAUGUUCAUGCAGUAAAUAAGAUGGAUAAGCCUUACAAGCUUAAGUUGAACAAGUUUGCUGAUAUGACAACCCAUGAGUUUCGGACUCACUUUGCUGGGUCGAAGAUCAGCCACCAUCGGAUGCUCCAUGGCGAGAAGACAAGCACCACCGGAAGUUUCAUGUAUGAAGAUGCUGAUAAUGUCCCUCCUUCCGUUGAUUGGAGGAAGAAGGGUGCUGUUACUCCUAUUAAGAACCAAGGCCAAUGUGGAAGUUGCUGGGCGUUUUCCACAGUCGCAUCAGUUGAGGGUAUAAACCAAAUAAAAACAGGGAAGCUAGUUUCCUUGUCUGAACAAGAGCUUGUUGACUGUGACAACACCCAGAACCAAGGAUGCAACGGCGGUCUCAUGGAUUUGGCAUUCGAUUUUAUCAAGCAAAAGGGUGGACUUACCACUGAAGAAAACUACCCUUACCAAGCUGAAGAUGGUAAAUGUGAUAACUUGAAGUUGAAUGCUCCAAAAGUAUCAAUUGACGGGCAUGAAGACGUACCAGCAAAUGAUGAAGGCGCUUUACUCAAAGCUCUUGCUAACCAACCAAUUGCUGUGGCCAUUGAUGCUGGUAGUCAAGAUAUGCAGUUCUAUUCAGAGGGGGUGUUCAGUGGUGAAUGUGGGACAGAAUUGAAUCAUGGUGUCGCGGCUGUAGGCUAUGGAAGUACCCUUGAUGGUACCAAGUACUGGAUUGUAAAGAAUUCGUGGGGAGAAGAAUGGGGCGAGAAGGGUUACAUAAGGAUGAAGCGUGGUAUCUCUGCUAAAGAGGGAUUGUGUGGGAUUGCGAUGGAGGCCUCGUAUCCUAUUAAGAACUCUUCCAAUAAUCCUUCAUCUUCUGAUGAUGGAUUCUCCGGCAAGGAUGAACUCUAAACCAGUUUCAGACAUGUUUAGUUUCUGCACUUAAUGGCAUUAGUAACUUUAAUUUUACAUUUCAAUUGUUGGCUGCAGUCUAAUAGCCUAUUUUAAAGGCAAUGAAAUAAAAUGCUGAUUAUCAUCAUGA
Spinacia oleracea (spinach) is the source of this 1332-nucleotide messenger RNA. RefSeq names its product vignain-like. Gene Ontology annotation, molecular function: cysteine-type peptidase activity. The record is from RefSeq and is a predicted model, not a curated record. Lineage: Eukaryota; Viridiplantae; Streptophyta; Magnoliopsida; Caryophyllales; Amaranthaceae. The coding region runs from base 99 to 1202 and encodes 367 amino acids. Gene Ontology annotation, biological process: proteolysis. The transcript is spliced from 4 exons.